Messenger RNA from Brachypodium distachyon (stiff brome), 855 nucleotides. Its product is annotated as putative F-box protein At5g52610. The record is from RefSeq and is a predicted model, not a curated record. The coding region runs from base 1 to 855 and encodes 284 amino acids. Lineage: Eukaryota; Viridiplantae; Streptophyta; Magnoliopsida; Poales; Poaceae. The transcript has a single exon.
AUGACGAACAUGAUCUUCCCCACGCACUGCGACGGGCUGGUCGCCCUCGCCACUGCUGGAGACCAGGUGUUCGUGUGCAACCCGGCCACACACGAGUUCGUCGCCCUUCCACAAGGGACCCCCGACGUCCGCGAAUGCCGGCCGGAGCCCGGCGCGGCGGCGCUCGGCUUCAACCCGUACACCAACCGGCACGUCGUCGCCACGUACUUUUACCGCCGCUACGAGGCCUGCAGCGCCGACGAUGGUACCCUGGACUACGACAUCGGCCACGAGUUGUUCACGCUCGGCGGCGGCGGCGGCGACGACGACGACUCCUGGUCAUGGGAGCUCACCGAAGACCCGCCGCUGCCAAUCAUCUCGACCCGUCCGGUUUGCAUAGAAGGAACCUUCUACUGGGCAUCCACCAACAACAGGCUGCUGAAAUUCAGUCUCCGUGACAACAAGUUCGCCGUGAUCCCGUUGCCGCCGGGCACCUCCUACCAUUACACACUAAACACCUUAACGAGCCUGGACGGGCACCUCUGCUACCUCCACACAGCAUCGGCGACGGUCUAUGACGUGUGGCAGCUUGCGGACGAUGGCGGCGACAUGACGUGGUCGCUGCCGUGCCGCAUCGAUACCUUCGAUGAGGGCCUCGGCUGCGAGGCCUUCUUGCCGGUGUGGGCUGGCGCGGGCAGGAUGCUGGUGGCCGUCGACUACGAGAAGCUCUACUGGUGCCGCGAGAAGAGCGGGCGAUUAGAGGAAGCGCUGGACCUGGAAGAGGACGUGGAUUUGGGGAGACAGGAUGGCGAAUUGUACCGCCACCACGCCGUUCCUUACGCUGAGAGUCUAAUUUCUAUCAGGAGUUGUACUUAA